Amphiprion ocellaris (clown anemonefish) is the source of this 1386-nucleotide messenger RNA. RefSeq names its product smoothelin a (gene smtna). Gene Ontology annotation, biological process: actin cytoskeleton organization. Gene Ontology annotation, cellular component: filamentous actin; microtubule organizing center. The record is from RefSeq and is a predicted model, not a curated record. The transcript has 8 exons. The coding region runs from base 172 to 933 and encodes 253 amino acids. NCBI's taxonomy places the organism in Eukaryota, Metazoa, Chordata, Actinopteri, Pomacentridae. Gene Ontology annotation, molecular function: protein binding.
AGUCUCUCUCCAAACAUGUGUCCUCUCGAAGCGCAGCAGUGUGAGGUGUGAUGUCAGGCUCAGCUCUCAGCAGCUUCCAGACGACUUCCAAGGAGGAUCCAGAAGAGAAAAGUGAAGAAAGAAAACCACCGGAGACAUCAGUCUGCAUCCUGACAGCAGGAUUCAGUCGACAUGGAGUCAAAAACUGAAGGUGGAGCGGCAUCGUUGACCAGCGAAGAACUGGCAGCUAUAGACGAUGAAGAAGUUCUCAAUCAGAUGCUUGACAAAGCAACAGACUUUGAAGAGAGACGCCUGAUUCGUGCUGCGUUAAGGGACCUGCUCAAAAAAAAGAGAGAUAAACGGGAGCAGGAGCGAGGGUCGAGGCAGCAGGACUUAAGGCAGCAGGGUCUGAGCAAAGGAGGAGCACCAGGAGGAGCCGUUAGCGUCGGCAGAGCGUCCAUGAACCAGCAGCCGACAGCAAACAAAGCAACAGGCCAGCCCUCUCCAUCAGCCUCCAGCCCCUUCAGCAGGACAGCAGGCAGCAAGCCCAGUCCCGCUGCAGCCCAGCAAUGUCCUCCCGCUGCAGCACCCAACGCUAAAAAUGUCAAACAGAUGCUUCUGGACUGGUGCCGGGCCAAAACAGAGCCUUAUGAGGGGGUGGACAUCCAGAACUUCUCCUCCAGUUGGAAAGAUGGCAUCGCCUUUUGCGCCCUGGUGCACCGAUUCUUCCCCGAUGCAUUCGAGUACUCCAUCCUCAACCCCAACGAGCACAAGGAAAACUUCCAGCUGGCUUUCAGCACUGCAGAGAGGCUGGCUGGCUGCCCCGCUCUGCUGGACCCUGAGGACUUGGUCCGGAUGAAAGAACCCGACUGGAAGUGUGUGUACACCUACAUCCAGGAGUUCUACCGCUGCCUGGUGGAGAAAGGCCUGGUCAAAACCAAAAAGCGGCCGUAGACUCCAUCAUGAUUGACCACUGAUGAAGUGUAAUCUAAGUCACAAAUCAUGGGCCAGAGUCUAAGACUUGACCGUGUUCAAAUGUUAACCUCUUGAUGCCUACUGUCACGAAUUUGCAAUAUACCGCUUUCAUUCAGACUGCAGCCGAGAUAGCGUAUCCAUUUCCCCAAUGCUGGUUUGUGCAUAUUAAAUAUGUACCUCAGAACCUUUUGCAAGCACCGGUUUCUCGUAGGAUCGGUUGGAGUGGGACCUAAUUAUGAUACAGACGUGGACAAAAUUGUUGGUACCCCUCGGUUAAUGAAAGAAAAACCCACAAUGGUCACAGAAAUAAUUUGAAUCUGACAAAAGUAAUAAUAAAUAAUAAUUCUAUGAAAAUUAACCAAUGAAAAUCAGAUAUUGCUUUUGAACCGUGGUUUAACAGAAUUAUUUUAAAAAAUAAACUCAUGAAACAGG